UCUAAACACACGCCCACGUUUCCUGCCAGCGUGCGCGCGGCUAUUCAGUUGUUUCCACUUUCUACACACACCGGGGGGAUUUGUUUCCCCACCAAUGGACGUCUGAGAGAGGAUUUUCGUGCUGAAUGCCAGCCUUCACUUUAUUACGAAAACAAUGAUAUAGAUGUCAGGCUGUAGUGUUAGUUUUUCAGUCAAUGUACUCUCCUUGAAACCCGGAUAGUUAGCGUGUGGCUAACAAGUUAUACAUGAAGAAUGAAGACAGGCACCGUUAACAGCAGCAGCGUCAUGGACAUGUUUGAACAGGGGAAAGUCCUGAAGAUUUGCGCCCCUAUGGUUCGAUAUUCAAAGUUGGCGUUCAGGUCUCUAGUCAGGAAGUACAACUGCGACAUCUGCUUUACCCCAAUGAUAGUUGCAACUGACUUUUUACGAUCUGUCAAAGCCAGAGACAGCGAGUUUACCACCAAUGAACGUGAUCGACCCCUCAUAGUGCAGUUUGCUGCCCAUGACGCUCAGACCCUGGUUGAUGCAGCUUGUGUCGUGGCACCUUUCUCAGAUGGAGUUGACCUCAACUGUGGCUGUCCGCAGAGGUGGGCUAUGUCAUCUGGUUAUGGUGCGUGCCUCAUUAACAAGCCGGAGCUUGUUAAAGACAUGGUGAGGCACGUCAGAAACCAGGUGGACAAUCCAAACUACACAGCAUCCAUCAAGAUCAGGAUCCACAAGGACUUGAGGAGGACGGUGGAUCUGUGUCAGAAGGCUGAAUCGGCUGGUGUGUCGUGGAUAACAGUCCACGGUCGUACAGCAGAGGAACGCCACCAACCAGUUCAUUAUGACGCCAUAAAGACAAUCAAGGACAGUGUAUCAGUUCCUGUCAUUGCCAAUGGAGACAUAAAGUACCUUCGUGAUGUGGAGUCUACUCACCAGCUUACUGGUGUGGAUGGUGUGAUGGCCGCUCGGGGGUUGCUGGCUAACCCCGCCAUGUUUGCAGGAUAUGAGGAUACUCCGCUGCAGUGCAUAUGGGACUGGGUGGACAUUUCCGUUGAGCAGGGCACUCCAUUCACAUGCUUUCAUCAUCAUCUUAUUUACAUGCUGGAAAGGGUCACCUCCCAGCCUGAGAGAAAGGUGUUCAAUUCCCUGUCCAGUACCUCUUCUGUAAUAGAGUACCUCCAGAACACAUAUGGGACAGUUCAAGAUAUUGAAACAUGAGCAUCAAUGAAUAUCAUCACUUUACGUUUUUGUAUUUUUAUUUUUAUGGUGAAUAAAAUUUCUAAGUUUUGUUUUUAUUGUCA
Poecilia reticulata (guppy) is the source of this 1286-nucleotide messenger RNA. Lineage: Eukaryota; Metazoa; Chordata; Actinopteri; Cyprinodontiformes; Poeciliidae. The record is from RefSeq and is a predicted model, not a curated record.